UUUUUUCAGAGAGCAAAUCCUCGCCUUCUAGUGAAGAAGAGCAUCCGAUAUUGGAUCAAAGUGAAGGUGUGGAGAGCGUGUCGCUGUGCCGGCACGUGGAGCAGUCGGGGGCGGAGCACCUGGCGCUGCUGCUGCGGCAGUGCCUGGCGCGCGCCGCGCUGCCGCCCGCCUGGCUGCACGUGCUGCUGCCGCUCUGCCACCAGGCCGCAGACAUCAUCACCCCCGAUAUGUACAGCAAUGACAUCGACGUGCGUAAUUACGUGCAAGUGAAGAAGGUGCCCGGAGGUUCCGCAGCCGACAGCUGCCUCGUGCAAGGUGUCGUGCUUACAAAGAACGUCGCACAUAGGGGCAUGCCGCAGCAGAUCUCCAACCCGACAGUGCUGCUGCUGGACUGUUCCAUCGCGUACCAGCGCGUCGAGGGCAAGCUCACCUCGCUGGAGCCACUCCUCAUGCAGGUAUACUCCUACACUCAAAGGAUAGGUUGUAAAGUCUUAGAAUAAAGAAAGGGGUAUGCA
Molecule: messenger RNA, 515 nt
Organism: Papilio polytes (common Mormon)
Lineage: Eukaryota; Metazoa; Arthropoda; Insecta; Lepidoptera; Papilionidae
Product: T-complex protein 1 subunit gamma-like
Exons: 4
Coding region: 228-500 (90 amino acids)
Biological process (GO): phosphatidylinositol phosphate biosynthetic process
Cellular component (GO): endosome membrane
Molecular function (GO): ATP binding; 1-phosphatidylinositol-3-phosphate 5-kinase activity
Source: RefSeq, a predicted model, not a curated record